AAAGAACAAAAGUGAUAACGCAUCAACCUCUGACGUGGCCGCAAUCAUGACACAAUUCUUUAAUUCUGUUUAACACCAUAACUACAAUAUCAAAAUUGUUACACUUUUACACUUCUGCACGGAUGUUAAGAUUACACCAACAACGAUACGUAAACCGGUUGUGUUUUAACAAGUCUGUGCAAAAUUAUAGAAAUGAUCACGACGGCACAGGAUAACCAACAAAGAAGCCAUGCGAAUAAAUGGAUUUCACGAAUAGUACUUGGGACGUUUUUAUUACUUAUACUUCUAAACUUGCCGACUCUUUGUCAAGCUCAUUACCAUGACGAGUCACCAAGUUUUAAGUAUUCCAAGGAAGCUAAUGAAAUGUACUUAGAAAAACAACAUUCUAUAUAUCAUAAUGAAAUUAUACAUCAACAUAAACAUGAAGAUGAUAACUAUGACCAUCGGCAGAAAUCAAUUUUGUCUGACAGGACUUACAAAGAAGUGAUUUUCAGAGCUACUGCAUCUACCUUAAUUAUAUCAGCAGCACCCUUCCUUAUUUUGUUCUUUGUACCUCUAGAUAAUACUAAAGAAAGUGAACCACUGUUAAAGAUAUUAUUAAGUUUUGCAUCUGGUGGUUUAUUAGGAGAUGCAUUUUUACAUUUAAUUCCUCAUGCUUUGGUUCCUCAUACACAUCUGUCUUCCGAAGAAGUACAUUCGCAUUCACAUUCUCAUAACCAAGGUGAUGAAGAAUCAGAACAUGGACAUGAUAUGUCUGUUGGUUUAUGUGUAUUAUUAGGUAUCAUUAUGUUUUUAAUUGUUGAAAAAGCAGUGAGAAUUAUUAAAACAGACCAUGGUCAUAUACAUGUACAUAAUGUCACAGAAAAUCUGUCAAAAAAAAAUAAAAAUGAUAAGAAAUUACAGAAAGGUUCUGAUAAAUCUGAUGUAGAUUUUAAAGAAAAAGUAGAAAAUUCUGAGAAUGAAAUAAAAAUUGCUGGUUAUUUAAAUUUAGUUGCUGAUUUUUUACACAAUUUCACAGAUGGUCUUGCUAUUGGAGCUAGCUAUUUAGCUGGUAAAAAUAUUGGCUAUAUUACCACAUUUACAAUUUUGUUACAUGAGGUACCUCAUGAAAUAGGAGACUUUGCUAUUUUAAUACAAAGUGGUUAUAGUAAAAGAAAAGCCAUGAUGCUUCAACUUACAACUGCUGUAGGUGCUUUAUUAGGAACUUAUGUAUCAUUACUUGCAGAAGGCAUGGGUAAGAGUGAUCUUGCAACUAUGUGGAUUCUUCCAUUCACAGCUGGUGGAUUUAUUUAUAUAGCUACUGUUUCUGUAAUACCAGAACUUCUAAUAGAUACUAAUUUUAGGCAGUCUGUAAAAGAAGUUAUUGCGCUUCUCUUAGGUGUAUAUAUGAUGGUACUUAUAGCAGAGUAUGAAUAGUUUUAUAUAAAAUUUUCUUAACAGCAUAUUGUGAUCACUUAAUAAGGGUUCAUUUAACUGCUAUAAUAAGAAUUCAAAAUUAGAGUUUAUAUUUUUACAACAUUCUAAUUGUAUUGUUUAAUGAAUGCUAGUGAGUAUUCUAAUAUGUUGUAUAACAUGAAUACCAGUGAAAACAAUACUGUAUAAUUAUCAUAAAUAUUAGCAUUAUGGAAAAAAAAUGGUACAUUUUAGGUAUCAUUCACGUCAUAAAUAAAAAUAG
This is a messenger RNA of Bombus impatiens (common eastern bumble bee), 1675 nucleotides long. It is a transcript of the gene Catsup, whose product is annotated as protein catecholamines up. Gene Ontology annotation, molecular function: zinc ion transmembrane transporter activity. Bases 193 to 1416 code for a protein of 407 amino acids. Gene Ontology annotation, cellular component: membrane. The record is from RefSeq and is a predicted model, not a curated record. Lineage: Eukaryota; Metazoa; Arthropoda; Insecta; Hymenoptera; Apidae. Gene Ontology annotation, biological process: zinc ion transmembrane transport; intracellular zinc ion homeostasis. The transcript has 3 exons.